Messenger RNA from Lytechinus pictus (painted urchin), 8722 nucleotides. RefSeq names its product histone acetyltransferase KAT6A-like. Lineage: Eukaryota; Metazoa; Echinodermata; Echinoidea; Temnopleuroida; Toxopneustidae. Gene Ontology annotation, molecular function: histone acetyltransferase activity; transcription coregulator activity. The coding region runs from base 377 to 7507 and encodes 2376 amino acids. The transcript is spliced from 11 exons. The record is from RefSeq and is a predicted model, not a curated record. Gene Ontology annotation, biological process: negative regulation of DNA-templated transcription; positive regulation of transcription by RNA polymerase II. Gene Ontology annotation, cellular component: chromatin; MOZ/MORF histone acetyltransferase complex.
GUUCUGAUCCAAUCAGAUGCAAAGAUUUCAGUAGCUUAUAACAGUUCUCGGUGAAAAUCACCAUUGUUUGAAAGCUUCCCUGUUCUCCUAACUUGAGAUUUGUUUAACCCGUCAAUAGGAAUCGAGGCAAGCCGAACAAACUGCUGUCGCCGAGGCAACGGCAACCGCCAGCACCAGUGCAGGACCAUCCACCAGUGCGGGACCAGGGGCGGCGAAGGCUCCGGGACCUGGAGGACCCAAUGCCCCGCCUCCCGUGAAGUCGCCUUGCAUCAUCGAGUUUGGAAGGUACGAGAUCCAGACGUGGUACACCUCACCCUAUCCUCAGGAGUACGCCCGGCUUCCCAAGCUGUACCUCUGCGAGUUUUGUCUCAAGUACAUGAAGAGCAAAAGCAUCCUUGUCAGGCAUUUGACCAAAUGUGGUUGGUACCACCCGCCAGCGAACGAGAUCUACCGCAAGGGCGACCUCUCUGUCUUUGAGGUGGACGGGAACAUCAGUAAGAUCUACUGUCAGAAUCUCUGUCUCCUGGCCAAGCUGUUCCUGGACCACAAAACCUUGUACUACGAUGUGGAGCCGUUCCUCUUCUACGUCCUCACCCUCAAUGACAAGAAAGGCUGCCAUCUUGUUGGCUACUUUUCCAAGGAAAAGCACUGUCAACAAAGAUACAACGUGUCCUGUAUCAUGACGCUACCUAUGUACCAAAGGAAAGGCUACGGAAGGUUUCUGAUCGACUUCAGUUACCUGUUGUCAAGGAGAGAAGGGCAGACGGGAACCCCUGAGAAGCCCCUCUCAGAUCUUGGCAAGGUCAGCUACUCGGCUUACUGGAGGAGUGUCAUCCUGGAGUAUCUUCAUCGGAACAGGGACUCCAAGAAACUCACCAUCAAAGCAAUCAGCAGGUCUACGGGAAUGUGUCCACACGACAUAGCGGCUACCCUGACCAGCUUACGGAUGAUGAAAAGACAAGGAGACAAGGUCGUACUGAGGAUACGAAAGAAGCUGAUAUCCCGCCACCUGACCAAGCUCCAGCAGAGCAAGCACAAGAGGUUAGAACUGGACAACGACUCACUCCGUUGGUCACCCAUAGCGGUCACCGGUCUGGCGGUCUUGGAGGAAGAGAGAGAGGCAAAGAGAGAGGUCCAAAAGAUGGGUGCACUGGUGAGCGACCUGGAGCGGGAGAGACGGCAAGGGUCCCUAUCUCCGCGCAUCUCUUCCCCGAACAAACUCACCGUCACCAGAGAUGUCUUUGCCCGGGAUGCUGCCGAUGCCAGCCCCGUCAAGACCAAGAUGAAGAAGAAAAAGACUACUUGCUUACUUUAUCCAAAUCCUAUCAACUCGGAGGAAUGCGAUUGUCCUCCUCGACUUACUAACCAGGUCCACACAAGACAGAAGAAGGUUCGGAAGCGGAGACGGAAGAUCCCGGUCCUCCAGUCCGUGGCCGACGAACCGCUGAUGAAGAAGAAGAAGCCGGCUGCUGCCUUGGAUUCUGAUUCCGACGGUGGACAACCCAAGCUCUUCAUCGCAGAGGAACCCAGUCACGCAAAGACCAUGCCAGUAAGGACAGGACCCAAGAAGAAACUCAAGUCACCUCUGAAGAACAAGAAGAAUUCAAAGGUCAAACGAGGUCCAGGACAUGGUAACAAGAAGCUGACCAAAUCCAAGCUGAAGUUAACCGGCAAGGGACUAAAGUCCAAAGGUGCAGCGAAGAACAAACUGUCAUCAGUGGGUGGCAAAGGAGCAAAGAAAGGAUCGGGAAAGGGCGGAAAGGGCAAGCUUGCACUGAAAUCAAAGCUUGGUCCGGUGAUAAAUGGUGACUUUAGCAGCUCUGACAGUGACUUUGAGCCACCCAAGCCCCCACCCAGGAUUGGCCGGCCACCCAAAGUAAAAGCUCCCAUCCAACCACCGGUCACCUCAUCCACCAAGGCUUCAGCCAAGAGUACCGGGUCUACUCCUGGCACAUCUACUACCAGAGGGCGUCCAAAAAACGGAGAGCCCGCUACCCCCAUAGAGCAAAGGCGAGGGUGGCCUAGGGGGCUUCAGCGGGCGAAACAACAAGAAGACGGGCCACCAAUAGUGAAGAAGCGCAGGAGGAGGAGAAAACGUGUUCCGCUUUGGGAGAGGAAGAAGAAGACAAAGCCAAAACCGAAGCCGAAGCCUCUGAGCCCACCGCCACCAUCACUCCAAGCAGCUGUGCCACAUAGUGCAACACCUUCAAGCACCCUGAGUGCCAAACCAUUACCCCUUGGGCCUGUGCUCGAUUCAGACGACACCACGUCAUCGUCGGAUGAAGAAGACUUUGCCAGGCUCCUUAGACUCACCAAGCCGGUGGUCAGACCAAAGAAAAAAGUGCCACCUAAACUGGUCAAGACUAAACCAUUGACAGUAGCAAUAGAUUUUAGCACCAGUACCACAGACAGUGACAGUGAUACCGAUCUUGAAAUCAGGACCAAAGACCUUGAGAGAAUUGCCUCUAAGAACUUUUCUGUCGCAAAUGCAAAGAAUGCAAAACCAGUUGUGGCAAGUGUUAGUCCAAAGACAGCCAAAGAUGUUGCUCCUGCAACUGAAUCAAAUCCACAGAGAACUCAAAGUAGUGAGGCUUGUAUAAAUGGCCUUAACUGCUCAAGCAGUAGUAGCAGCUCUGACAGCAGUAGUGACAGUGAUGACAAUGCGAUAUCUAAAGCCACUGCUGAGGAGUCUACAAAGACUGGUGACACACAAUGGAAUAAUGGUACUACAGUUAGCAAAAGUGACGAGAAAUCUGUAAAGCCUAAAGACAUUGAUGAAGAUUCAGAUGCCGAAAUGGAAGUGGACGAGGAAGAAAUUGAGAAAGGAAGGGAGGCAGACACAGAAUUGAGCAGUGAUGAUGAGCGAUGCGUAAACAGUGAUGAUGAGGAUAGUGAGGAUAAUACUGAAAACACCAUACAACAGGACGUUCCUACAGACCUUAGCAUGAAAUCUGUUGAUCAAACCAAUGCUCAGACUCUUUCUAAGGAGAUAGAACAUGUAAGACCCUCAGGGGAUGCCCUUAGUGAACUUGCGAGCGAAGACAGUGAUGAUAAAACUGAAAAUGAUGAAAUUCUUGAUAAUCACAGUACUGAUAUUAGAUUGGAACCAGAGGUGGAAAGCACCGUCAGGCCCAUUUCUAAAAUACCGGAAGAUAGCAGCUGUACCAGAUCUAGGCUCUCAUUCACAUCGUCAUCAUCAUCCUCAUCUUCAUCAUCGUCUGAAGACGAGAAGGAGGAAGGAAAUGAGAGAGUUGAGGAGCUGAGAGAGCAUUUAUCUGCCGAGGAUGACGAUCACCAGGAUAGCGAGCCUGAAGGUGAUGCUCCUCCUACCCUUGCAGAGGUUGAAUCUCCUGUAACUAGUCCUCAAGUACAUUCAAGUCCAUUCUUACAGCCCUAUGAUGAAAAAACACAGGACAGUCCUUCUAGACAUGAGGACAGUUUAUUGACUGAAGACAAGGGUGAGAACUUGAUGUCCACUGACAGGAAAGAAACACUUGAGGAUGAUGACGAAGAAGAGCAGUUACAUGAUAUUCUGUCGCCACACACUCCAGAUCAAAGCAGGGAGAACGUAGAGGAAUUGAAAGAACAUAGUUUCAGUAGCCACAGUGAUCAUAGCACUGAAGCUUCUGAAGAGAACAGACCAGAAGAAGAUCAGUUUGACAGCGCAGGACAUCCUGUGGUGGAUAAUAGAGAGAUGGAUGAGUUUCAGGAGCCAAAAAUUCUUGAGCCAACUGAGGCAGAGGAUAUGGAGACUGCUGAGGCCAUUGAAUCCAUCAUGGAAAUCGAUCCUCAAGAAAGGAGGUCUCCAGAGUGCAUGGCUGAUAGUGAUGACCAUGAGCAAACAUACCAGCCCAAUUCCGAAUCGGAUUUCCCGAAUUUCAGUGGCAGUGAUACCCAGGAGAUCAGGUCCAGGAAUAGCUGUAGUGACAUGGAUAUGCUUGGAAUGAAUGACCAACCGAUGGUGCCACCAGCAUCAGCAGAGGCACCUGCUAUUGAUGUGGCUUCUGUGAUGGACACCCCUCAGUCACUUGACACAUCACCAAUGUGCAUGAAUACUGGUUUGUCUUCUGUAGAAGGAUCCAACAGUGUGGAGAACCAGGAAGUUGUAGAGCGAUCCAUGAUGGAUAUCCCCAGCACCAUGCCUACACCACAGUCGAUGGAACCUGUGCCUGUAUUAGAUACCAUUCCACCUUUAGACACCACUCAAAGCAUGGAUAGUACUCAACAGAUGAUGGACACUGUACCUGGGAUCAUGGACUCUGCGCCUCAGAUGAUGCCGGUGCAACCGCCCACUGUGGAGCAGCAACCACAAUCUGUUAUCAAUUCUACCCCUCCCCAAAUAGACUCUCACGUAGUACACCAACCAUGUAUGGAUACAAAUGUUCACCUUGAAACACAGCAGCACCUAGAUGCACCACAAGCACCUCCGGCCGACCAGCAGCAACCGCAGAUGUUGGGCCCUCAGGGACAGAUGCAGCAGCAAAUGCACCAUUCCGGAAUAUCUUCUUGUCAAAAUAACUUACAGACUUCUAUGGGUGGCAACCCCCAUGAGAAUAUGCAGUCAAUGGGCAUGCCAGAAUAUGGACGUUCUGGUGAGAUGACUCAACAUGGCAUGCAGAUGGGUUACCAGUCUUGCAGCAACCCUGUGAGGAGGUACGGGAACUGUAUGGAAAUAGCUGAUCAUCAUGGUCUUGACCAGGCAGAGAUGAUGCCCAACCCUGGUAUGACAGGAGUAAGAGGAAUGGGGAAUCUAGGAAGCCCUCAGAUGCACCAUAAUCUCAAUAGUCCACAUGGAGACAUUUGCAGUACUAACAUUGGUCCUCAGCAAGCACCACCUCCACAGCAGCAACAACAGCAACAGCCACAACAAGGUUACAGCCCCAAGCAAUCUAGUCCACCAGGAAGACCUGGUAUGGGUCAGCCAGUGCCAAGCAUCAGCCCACAAAUGAAUUCCCUCAAUAGUCCUCAGCUGGGAAAAAUGAAUAGUCCACACCAGAUCAAUAAUCUGCAGAGUCCGCAGGUUUGCAGCCCAGCGAUGGGUGCACCAAUGUGCAGUCCAGCGAUGACCAACAAUAAUCCACUCUGCAGUCCCAGUUUAAACAACACCCAGGUAUGCAGCCCAGUUAUGAAUGUUUCUGCAUGUAGCCCUGCACUGAACAAUAAUAAUCAGGUGUGCAGCCCAGUUUACACCCAGUCCUGCAGUCCUGCUCGUAGCACCGGUCCAGCCUGUAGCCCUGCCAUGACUUAUCCACCGGUCAAGAGUCCAGUGAUUACCUCCGCAACUUCAUGCAGUCCGCAGAUGCAUAACGCACCUGUGUGCAGCCCUCAAAUGCGCAGUCCACAGGUGUGUUCUCCGAUGGGACAGCCUGGAGCCGGAUGUGUCAUGAAGCCCCCACUUGGAUCACCCACUGGACACAAUGGCAACAAUUCAAAUAAUAAUGUUAUGUUUGGACCAGGAGGCCAGCAGUCACAGAACAAGAGAGGUUCUACAAGCAGCCUUGCUGCACUCCAGCAGCUGACAAAUGAAAUUUUACCAAACAAGCCACUUACAGUCCCACGAUCACCCAAGCCUACAGCUAAUCUGACACCUCCCCAGAAUCCAACACCACCACCAGUGCCAACACCCCCAGUUCAGAAUGCUCAAGUGCAUAUGCCAAGGAAUGUCACUCCGCCAGUUUCUCAAUCUCAUAGACAGACUCCUCAACGCAGAGUUUCUAUGGCUGCUGUGGAUCAUGUACAGCAGCAGCCACAACAACAACAACACUCUGUUAUGAAGCCAGGAGGUGUCCCACAGCCUGUAGUUGAUCGCAGACUUUCACAGCAGGGAGCAGAUCACAUUACCCGUCAUGGACCUGAAAUUAUGAAUCAACAUAGAGCUGAUAUGCAAAAACAGCAUGGCAUUGACACCAUGCAUGGUUCAACUGGUAUGCAGCAUCAAGUGGUUCAACAACAGCAGCAGCAACAUCAGCAGCAGCAACAGCAGCAGCAGCAACAGCAGCAUCAGCAGCAACAACAGCAACAUCAUCAACAACAGCAACAACAUCACCAGCAACAGCAGCAGCAUCAACAACAGCAGCAGCAGCAACAACAACAGCAGCAGCAACAACAGCAACACAGACAAGAAAUAAUGCAACAGCAGAGGCAAAAUGUUCAUUCUCAGCAAAGGCAAGAUGUAGUAACUCCUCACAGACAUCGGCAUGACUCCAUGACUUCUCACUUGCAGGACACCAACAUGCCAAGCCAUAUGCAGCAGGAGCAGCCUAUGUUACAGCAUCAUCAGGACAACUUGGCCAGUAACAUGAGGCCAGAGAUGAUGAACCCUCACAUUCACAACCCCAUGAUGACUCGCAGACCUGACAGUGUGGGACCUCACAUAGCUGACAAUCGGAGAGACACUUCCACACCACACGGAACAGAUGCUAUGGCCCAGCACAUGCAAGUACAGGAAAUGAGAAGAGAAACAGCGACACCCCAUCGGCAAGAUACCAUGGCCCAUAACAUGCAGGAAGCAUUGACUGCACAUCGUCAAGAGAACAUGACACCACAUCUGCAAGACCCGAUGGCUGGCCAGAGAUUAGACACCGCCACUCCUCAUCGGGAAGAUGCCAUGACGCCUCACAUUAUAGACAACAUGGCGUCACAAAGACAUGAUGCUAUGACAAGGCAGGCUUCAAUGACACCACAUCUUCAAGAGACUGUAACGCAACCAAGGCAAGACACAAGAACUCCUCAUCGUCAGGGUACCUUUGGUCAGCAACGUCAAGACACCAUGACCCCUCGUAGGCAAGAAUCUACAUCUGUGUCAAGACAUGAAGCAAUAGUUCAGCACGGCCAGAGCGGAUCAUCAUCCUUGAGGCAUGAAAGACGUGCAAUGCAACAGCAACAACGUGCAGCUGCAGCUGCUGCAGCAGCUGCCGCAGCGGAACAGCUUCAUCAACCACAGAUGCCCCAACAGCAGACACAUCCUAAUCAAAUGAAUCCAGCUAUUUCUCUCCACCAUCAGCAGCAGCAACAGCCGCAACAACAGCAGCAACAGCAUUACGGUCAACACCUUCCGCAUCAUCUCCAGCAGCAGAUCGGCGGUGCCCAGCCACCCUCUGCAGCUGCGGCUGCUGCUGCAGCGAUGCAUGGCAUGCAUCCUAGCAAUUACAAAGCCUACAGCCACUUCCAAGGCCACCCGACUCACAACCCGGCCAGCCCACAUCCAAACAUGGUGCCGGCCGUCCAGCAGCACUGCAAUGCCACGCGUCCUUACAAUUACUUUGGCCAGUACCCGUCAUCUCCUCGACACCCUUCUGGACCGAUGAAUGGCUACAUGCAGGCACGGAUGAUGUCCAACAGCUACCAUCCGAGUGGCACUCCAGGCUUUAUGGAACAACCAAGCAUGCAUAUGCAAAUGGAGAUGGCUCACAUGGCUCGCCAGCAGCACAACCAGUCCGGGAUGUAUCCCAACUACCCUCGCUUCAUGAAACCGUCCAUGGGAAGCCAAUCCGUCAUGAGAAGGUGAUACUAACCAAUGUUUCAUUCUAACUUUCUGCAGAAAUCAAAACCACAAUUAAAUCAUUCUCCGUGCUCGUCUCACUCAAUCCCAGUCACACAUACUCUUCAAUUAAUAGGAAAUUCCAUAUACAGUGCGUCCCACAAAAAAAGAAACCCAUUUUCCUGGAAAGAUUUUACAAGUAAUAAUUAUGUUUUUACUAUAGAUUUGACACCUACGGUAAGAGUGGAAUCUCGUCUUAAUUUGAGACCAACAGCUUAGCCAGUCGUUCAUGCAUGGCAGAUUACAAACAAUAACAAUAUUCAGGCAUAUCAAAACGGUUUCCGCUGAGAUUCUCAUGUGUGAAUCUGAAUCCAAUCUCAUUUGAGAGAUCAGUGAGAGAAACUUAAAAAAGAAUACAAAAUAAAUGCUAAUGAGCCAAUUGUUGAAUACGCACGGUCAUCAUAUCAGGAACCAUUCUUGUCUAAUUUUUCUGUGCAACCUGGUUUAGACAUUAAAAUUGCAAAUUCUUCAUCAGUGCUCUUCUCGUAUAAGGUGUCAAAAUAUGGAGAAAUAAUUAAAUAUUGUGAUGAUGUAAAUGAAGUAUAAAAAUACAUUUGCCUUUGAAGAAGAAAGCCAUGGGAGUCCUGGUUUCCUGUUUUUCUGGGACACACUGUCUGUGGAGACAAAUUGAUAUUGAAGUCUUUGUUUUAUUUUUCUUACAUUUUAUUGUCUCUCGUUGCAAUCAGAAGAGUCCUGCUUGUUACGCUGCUUGUGAGGAUAAACUUUUAAUACAUGCAGUUUUUCUUGUACUUUUGGGCUCGCAGAAUGGAAAAGAUCAUUGUGUAAUAUUACUUAAAUUCUAUCUGCGUGCCGUGUUUUUCCUAUGGAAUUCUCAGAUUUCCUAUUGGAGGGUUAUGUUUGAAAGAAUCCAUAAUGUCACUAUGAAUCUGUAUGGCGUAGCCAGAAGAAUCUCUCCUUUCAACUGCAUAAUAACAAUUCCCCAACAAAUCUCAUUGACAGACUUAAUAUAAUAGACUUAAUGUUCUCCCUCACAUUGUACAUGUUUAUACAGUCCAGUAUCCAACUUCUUUUGUUUUCAGUAGUGUAUCAAAGUUUGGUUAUUCUAUUAUAGCUUUUCUCAGGUAUCCAUAAGAUGAGUGUAUUUGUCUGUGAUUUCUGUACGUUCAAUAUCAAUCAUCAGUGUACAUGAAUCUGAAUCUGUAUUUUAUUCACUAUUAAGAU